Molecule: messenger RNA, 842 nt
Organism: Andrographis paniculata
Lineage: Eukaryota; Viridiplantae; Streptophyta; Magnoliopsida; Lamiales; Acanthaceae
Product: ethylene-responsive transcription factor RAP2-3-like
Exons: 2
Coding region: 68-691 (207 amino acids)
Biological process (GO): ethylene-activated signaling pathway; regulation of DNA-templated transcription
Molecular function (GO): DNA binding; DNA-binding transcription factor activity
Source: RefSeq, a predicted model, not a curated record
AUCUCUCUAUAAAUCAAUCGUUUUUGGUGCUCUAGUUUCUGCAAGUCGUGACGCAGAGGUGAAGAAGAUGUGUGGGGGUUCGAUAAUCUCAGAUGGACCAUUAGCCAAAAGAAGAGGUAAGUUAACCAAACAGGAGCUCUGGGCUGAGCUCGACACCAUUUCUCAGUUUUGGCGCUUCGAUUGCUCCGAUAAUGGCAACAAAAAUCGGACAAACCAAAACCCUCAUCCCUCAUCCAAGAAAGUGGGUGUUGAGGAGGAGGACAAAAAUUCCAUUGAGAAAAAUAGCAAAGCUGAGAAGGGUAACGGGAGGCCUAGAAAAACUAUGUACAGAGGCAUAAGGCGAAGGCCAUGGGGGAAAUGGGCUGCCGAGAUCCGGGACCCCCGCAAGGGGGCUCGGGUGUGGCUCGGGACCUUCUCCACAGCCGAGGAUGCAGCCAGGGCCUACGAUGAAGCUGCCAGGCGCAUCCGUGGCUCGAAAGCCAAGCUCAACUUCCCUUAUGAUCAACUGCCGGCGAAGGAUCGGGUGAUGGAGAAUGGGGUUCAAAGCGUGCCAGAGUCGUCGUUGAAUCAGUGCCAGCCGAGCCAGACGAAGAAGAAUGAGAUGCUGCUGAACUUGGAGACUUUUUUAGGCCUGGAGCCGGAGGCAGCGUGUGUCGAUGAAUGGAUGAUCGAUGAAUUUGGAGGUAAUUAGAAAAGAUAAAUCCAAUGAAAUUCAGCAUAUGAUCAAUGCGUUAAACAAACAAUAUUAUGGUAUUUUAUAUCAUCGUGUAUGUGUAUUGUAUUUUAGCCUGUGUACAUUGGACAAGAAUUUCAAUUAAGGGGACAUGUGUUUUUUUAUUCAA